This is a messenger RNA of Manis pentadactyla (Chinese pangolin), 1979 nucleotides long. RefSeq names its product transmembrane protein 186 (gene TMEM186). Gene Ontology annotation, cellular component: mitochondrion. The record is from RefSeq and is a predicted model, not a curated record. The transcript has 2 exons. The coding region runs from base 107 to 745 and encodes 212 amino acids. NCBI's taxonomy places the organism in Eukaryota, Metazoa, Chordata, Mammalia, Pholidota, Manidae.
CACGAGUCCCAGAAUGCAACGCGCCUACACGCUAUUACGGCCGAGCAUGCGCUGUUAGCGGUUCCGGGGCACGUGGGGUCCGCUUCCAGCCCCGGGCAGCGGGGCCAUGGCCGCCCUCCUCCGAGCUGUGCCGGGGUUGCCAAGGCCAGGUGCGUGGGGGAGGCCUCUGUACGGGGUGUGCCUCUGCAGUGGGCAGGACCCUGGAAGGUGGGUGGGGAGCAGGCUGCCCGCCUCGAAGGAGAAGCCCCCAGGAACAGACACCGAGAAAUUCCAGAUGGUCUACCGGUUUCAUGCCAUCAGAGCCGUUGGGGUCUUGUCUCGGCUGAAGGUGGCGCAGACAGCGCUGACGGUGAUGGCCCUGCCGCCCGGCCUCUACUGUUACUCCCAGGGCCUCAUGGCUUUCAACGCCCUGUGCCUCGCGGGCGGGAUCGCUGGCUUCGCGCUGGCCAUGCUGUAUUGGAUGAGCUAUUUCUUCCGGAGGCUGGUGGGCAUCCUGUACGUGAACGAGUCCGGCACUGUGCUGCGGGUGGCCCACCUGACCUUCUGGGGCCGGCGGCAGGACACGUACUGCCCCGUGGCCGAUGUGAUCCCCCUGACGGAAAGCGAGGACCGGCCCCAGGAGGUGUUCGUGCGCAUCCAGCAGUAUAGUGGGAAGCAGACCUUCUACCUCACCCUGCGCUACGGACGCAUCCUGGACAGAGAGCGGUUCACGCAGGUGUUUGGGAGGCUGCACGCACUCAAGUGAACUGGGAGCCAGGCCUCUGGGUAGCCCUGGGCCACCUGGAUCUGCAGCGGGAAGGCCCGAGGUGUGGGCGAGGCUGCAGGAGGGGAUCAGGCAGCUGGAGAUGUUGCCAGGGCUCCCGGGAACUUGUCUUUUGGGGAUGAAAAAAUUCAUGAGGCAGGAACUGGUAACCAGAUUUGAGAGAGAGGACCUUAGUGCAUAUUCUUACUGCACUUGUGUGUGACAUCCAGCCCGAAGUUUCUGUUAAGAGCCACUUCUUGGAGGCAACGACACCAGGUUCCCUGAAGCAGUACAGUGCUGUGAAAUGGGAAGACAGGUGGCAGGGGGUGCACGGGCUUCAGGUGGCAGGAUUUGCAGUCAGAAGGCCUAGGUUCUGUCAGUUCUCCCCACCCCAGGCAGAUUAUCGGGUCUCUUUGAAUCUUGGCCUUCACAUAUGUGGAAGGGAAUAUCCUGCCUGUACCAUGGGGUGGCUGUGAGAGAAAACAGUAAAUGUCAGGGUUAGUUUGGAGCUGGUGGUGUGGUGAAAGGCUUCCAGGCAGUCAUUCCGGGCAGGGAUUUCCCAAGCCCUGUGCUGGGCACCCCCCGACCCAGCAGCUGAAGGGACUGCGCUGAAGUCUAGAGGUGGGUCAUUUCAUCCUGCCAGGGUGGUAACUGCGCAGCGACUGGGGUGGGAUAGGAUGGGUGUCACCCGAGGGCGCACAGCACCCUUGCCGAGGUCGGGCUCACCAUCCAGAGGUCUUAGAGGCUCCUACGUUGGAAGGCUUUGCAAUGUGAUGAGGACAGACGAACUGUGUGCCAUCCUGUUAUUUUAUAAACUAAAGCCAGUUAUAUACAUGCAGUGCCCCUGCGCCCUGUAAUUAGAAUUACUCGUUUGUCACACAGUCCGGAAGGCAUGAUCUUUAUGAUUCUGCCACUCAAAAGCCAAUACCUGUUUUGUUGUGUGGACUUCCAGUCUUUUUUUUUUAUUGUAGUAAAAUACACAUAAUGUAAAGUUAUCUUUUUAACCAUUUUUAAGUGUAGAGUUCAGGAGUGUUAAGUAUAUUUUACAAGGUUGUGCAAUCAUCACCAUCAUCCAUUUCCAGAACUAUUUCUUCAUCUCAAACGGAAACUCUGAACCUGUUAAACAUCCACUUCCCAUUCCCUUUCCCUCCCGCCCUUGGCAACUGCCAAUUUCCUUUCUGCCUCUAUGUAUGGGUUUACCUAUUCUGGGUAUUGUGUAUCAAUGGACUGUACACCA